GGGCUGCGCAGGGACAUGGCGGCGCCGCCCGCCCUCCUGAGGGCGGCUAGCUCCCGCCCCGCGCUGACGUCACCCCGAGCUCUGCCGGCGCCAUUUUGGACGCUCACCGCCGGGGGGGCCGGAGCGGGGCCGCCCCAGCCCCGCCGCGGCCGCGCCGCCGCCGCCUCCAUCCGCCGCCAUCGCCGCCCGCCGCCGCCGCCCGCCCCGCGCCGCCCGCCCCGCCCGCGCCGCCCGCUCCACCCGACCCGCCGCGGCCGCUAUCGCCAGCACAACAUGGCAGGAGCUGGAGGAGGAAAUGACAUUCAGUGGUGUUUUUCUCAGGUGAAAGGCGCUGUAGACGAUGAUGUAGCAGAAGCGGAUAUAAUUUCUACAGUAGAAUUUAACCAUUCUGGAGAGUUGUUAGCAACAGGAGACAAGGGAGGGAGAGUUGUCAUCUUUCAACAGGAGCAGGAGAACAAAACCCAAUCUCACAGUAGGGGAGAAUACAAUGUUUACAGUACCUUUCAAAGCCAUGAACCAGAGUUUGACUACUUGAAAAGUUUAGAAAUUGAAGAGAAGAUCAACAAAAUUAGGUGGUUACCCCAGAAAAAUGCUGCUCAGUUUUUAUUGUCUACAAAUGAUAAAACAAUAAAGUUAUGGAAAAUCAGUGAAAGGGACAAAAGACCCGAGGGUUAUAAUUUAAAGGAGGAGGAUGGACGGUAUAGGGAUCCUACUACAGUUACAACACUACGGGUGCCAGUGUUCAGGCCUAUGGACCUCAUGGUGGAAGCCAGCCCACGGAGGAUAUUUGCCAAUGCCCACACGUAUCACAUCAACUCCAUCUCCAUCAAUAGUGACUAUGAAACGUACCUGUCAGCAGAUGACCUGCGGAUCAACCUGUGGCACCUAGAAAUCACAGACAGAAGUUUUAAUAUUGUAGAUAUCAAGCCUGCCAACAUGGAGGAGCUGACAGAGGUGAUCACAGCUGCAGAGUUCCACCCCAACAGCUGCAGCACGUUUGUCUACAGCAGCAGUAAAGGCACCAUUCGCCUGUGUGACAUGAGGGCAUCAGCCCUCUGUGACAGACAUUCAAAGUUGUUUGAAGAACCAGAAGAUCCUAGCAACAGAUCAUUUUUCUCUGAAAUCAUCUCUUCCAUAUCUGAUGUCAAAUUUAGCCAUAGUGGUCGAUAUAUGAUGACUAGAGAUUAUCUGUCAGUGAAGAUCUGGGAUUUAAAUAUGGAAAAUAGACCUGUGGAAACGUACCAGGUGCACGAAUACCUCAGAAGUAAACUCUGCUCGCUGUAUGAGAACGAUUGCAUUUUUGACAAGUUUGAAUGCUGUUGGAAUGGAUCAGACAGCAUUGUCAUGACAGGAUCUUACAACAACUUCUUCAGGAUGUUUGACAGAAACACGAAGCGAGACAUCACCUUGGAGGCGUCCCGGGAGAACAACAAACCCCGCACGGUGCUGAAGCCGCGCAAGGUGUGCGCCAGCGGCAAGAGAAAGAAGGACGAGAUCAGUGUCGACAGCUUAGACUUCAACAAGAAGAUCCUGCACACAGCCUGGCAUCCCAAGGAGAACAUCAUUGCUGUAGCUACCACAAACAACUUGUAUAUAUUUCAAGACAAGAUGAAUUAGGGUUGGCAUUCCUAACUGAAGAGUCACUUCCUGCAUAGUUGAAAUAGUUGAAUCUAGCAUUUGUACCUGUAACGAAAGCAAGUGAGAGGUCCAUUAUGGCACCCCUUUCCAGUGUUUAAAAAUGUGCCAUAUGACAACACACUUUUAUAGCUCCAUGGAGAAGGCUCUGUGGCUCUGUUGUCUCCAUGCCUGCUAGCCAUUUAGGUGAGGAUAGGGCACUUUUUAAUUUAAAUGACUACUUGCACCAUCUUGCCUAAUGGACUAGACUGGACUGUCUCAACAUCGGUUUACUCCACUUUUUAUGCCUUCCAUUGUGAUGACGUCAGACACAGGGAAAGCCUUCAAUCAUGCUAUGGGAUUUAAUUGUGUAACCUCAUUACUGUAUCAUUCGUGGCCCCCUUUUUUUAUUAAAUACAGCUCAUUCUUGCUGUGGCUUGUAGCAUUCCUCCUCCUUCUGGCCUCCUGGACUCCCCCUUCCCCCUUUGUCCCCCUCCACCUCGCCUCGGUGGUGGUGUAUGGAAAAAAAUAAACAAAAUAAAGCACAUAAAAUGGGUCCGUUUGGGGUCAGUGGUAAAGGGGGUCUGUGUUGCAACAAAUGUUUUAAUAAACAGUUGACUGUAAUCACUCCUUGCCAUGUCUGGCACCAAAAAAAAGAGAAAAUAAGGAAAAAAACAAACAAACUACUGAAUAAAAGUGACAAAGAAUGGAAAA
Molecule: messenger RNA, 2328 nt
Organism: Poecile atricapillus (Black-capped chickadee)
Lineage: Eukaryota; Metazoa; Chordata; Aves; Passeriformes; Paridae
Gene: PPP2R2A
Product: protein phosphatase 2 regulatory subunit Balpha
Exons: 10
Coding region: 16-1617 (533 amino acids)
Biological process (GO): peptidyl-serine dephosphorylation
Cellular component (GO): protein phosphatase type 2A complex; cytosol
Molecular function (GO): protein binding; protein phosphatase regulator activity
Source: RefSeq, a predicted model, not a curated record